UUUUGAUCUUUAUCAUUUAUUCACACUUUGCUUUUAACUCCUACGACGUUGCUUUCCCAAUAAAAGCUUUGUAACCAGAUUUCGGUUAUUUCUGCCGUUGAAUAAAUAACCCGGCUUUGUUGUUGUCGAUAUACAAAAGCAAUGGAGCACGAAGAAAUCUCGUGCCACGCCAACGGAAUUUCCGUACAUUUCCAGCAAAUCGAAAGACAAGUACAAACAUGGGAAGAAAUUGCAAUGGGAUACGAAGGCGAGCACAAGGCCAAGCUGCACAGUUCCCUGGCAUUACUGAGACUUCACCUUAACAAUUAUCAGAAUUUCAUUGCCACACACAGAAGAAGAUCCAUACAAAGACGCCGCAGAAGACAUCAACAAAUGAGAAAUCUUUUCAUGCAAAUGAUGGCUGAAAUACAAACCCAGUUCCUGGAGAAUUUCCCACUUUGUAUUGAACCCAAAGUUUUUAUGAAACUGCUCGAUGAGUCCCAAAAGCAAACAACAUGCCGAGAAGGCCUGGUGGAAUCAUCAUCGCUGGCAAAGAACAAAUUUGAUUUCUUCAAGGAUAUCCUAAGUCGUUUCACCGAAGAACAAUGGAUCAAUGCCUUUCACAUGACAAAGGAGAAUUUCAAUUCGAUUUGUUCACGUCUGAAAACAAAAAUCGAAAUUGACCAGCAUGAGAAAAUGCAAACUAUGGAAGCAUUUGUGGCCAUGUGCAUUUAUACCUUGGCAUCGGGGAAAACGUUUCGUGCAGUAGGUUUGCUUUACAAUAAGCCUGCGGCCUAUGUGAGGUCAGCUUUGUGUGAAUUCGUUAAUGCCUUGAUAGAUAACUUUGAGCAGCACUAUGUCAGCAUGCCCCGGGACCAAGAUGAAAUCAUGAGAAUAUGCAAAGGAUUCUCAAAAGCUUCCCAUAUGCCUCCUUGCUGCCUGGGGGUUUUGUGUGUUUUUGAAUUGCCAACAUUUGCAUAUUCGGAAGCUGGCUGUCGGUCCAAUGACGUGGAACGUGUUAUUGUACAGACUUUAAUUGAUAAUCGGCUGCAGUUUCGCAAAGUAGAAGUGGCUCAACGGGAACCUUUGAUGUUCCUACGAAAAACUAAUGAAUUGGAAACUAUACCUGUCCGAAAUGACCAGUUACCCUACUUUGUGGUGGCCCCAGACAAUUAUCCCCUACGUAGUUGGCUAAUGCAAAAAUACGACCAACCCCGGCAAUCAUAUGAACGUGAUUUCAAUUCAGCCCUAAGCUAUUUGAAUAUAUUCAGGGAAUUAGCUUUGAAACGUUUAUUUGGUCGUUGGCAAAUUUUGUCAUCAACGGAAUUUAUAGAACCCCAAUCCAAGGGUCUCAUUGCCAGGGCAUGUUGCAUUUUACACAAUAUUUUAGAACAAUUGGGCGAAAUCUAUUCCGAAGAGUGGAGUGAAAGUUGUGAUCUGAAUAAAUAUGAAUUUAAAUUGGAUAGCUGCCAAAGUGUGGAGCAGGAUGAUGCGCAGGCGGCUGAAGAAAACCGAAAUCGCAUUGCCCAGAUUGUCCACACAGAUAAUUCGAAUUUGAAUAAAAGCGAUACGGAAACCUGAA
Musca domestica (house fly) is the source of this 1561-nucleotide messenger RNA. RefSeq lists its product as uncharacterized. The coding region runs from base 142 to 1560 and encodes 472 amino acids. Lineage: Eukaryota; Metazoa; Arthropoda; Insecta; Diptera; Muscidae. The transcript has 2 exons. The record is from RefSeq and is a predicted model, not a curated record.